AUGUUUUUUUACUGUCUUUGUUGUUUAUAUUGUUGUUCUUUGUUUGGGAGCAUUUUUGUCUCGUUCAUCCUUUUUUUAACUCGUUCAUCCUAUUUUGUUCUUGUUCAUCCAUUUUGUUCUUGUUCACCCUUUUUUGUUUUGGUACAUCGUUUUUGUUCUUGUUCAUCCAUUUUUAUUCUCGUUCAUCCUUUUUUGUUCUCGUUCAUCCUUUUUAGUUCUCGUUCAUCCUUUUUAGUUCACGUUCAUCCUGUUUUGUUCUCGUUCAUCCAUUUUUAUUCUCUUCUCGUUCAUCCUUUUUUGUUCUCCUUCAUCAUUUUUUGUUCUUUUUUGUUCUUGUUUAUCCUCUUUUCUAGUUCAUCCUUUUUAGUUCUCGGUCAUCUUUUUUGUUCUUGUUCAUCCUUUUUAGUUCCCGUUCAUCAUUUUUUUCUCGUUCAUCAUUUAUGUUUUUGUUCAUUCUUUUUUUUCUCGUUCACCUUUUCUGUUCUUGUUCACCCACUUUUGAACUCGUUCAUCAUUUUUUGUUUUUGUUCAUCCAUUUUCUUCUCAUUCAUCCUUUUUUGUUCUUGUUCAUCAAAUUGUUCUCCUUCAUACUUUUUUGUUCCUGUUCAUCCUUUAUUUCUCCUUCAUCCUUUUUUGGUCGUGUUCAUCGUUUUUUUUUUUUUUUUCUCGUUCAUACUUUUUUGUUCCCCCUCAUCAUUUUUCUCGUUCAUCAUUCUUAGUAAUCGUUCAUCCUUUUUUGUUUCGUGGUCAUCCUUUUAUUCCUCGUUCCUUCUUUGUUCUUGUUCAUCUUUUUUUUUUUCUCGUUCAUCAUUUUUUUGUUCUUUUUCAUCAUUUUUAGUUCUCGAUCAUCCUUUCUUGUUCUCGUUCAUCCUUUUUUGUUCAUUUCAACCGUUUUUUGUUCUUGUUCCUCAUUUUUUGUUCUCCUUCGUCCUUUUUUUUCAUUCAUCCUUUUUGUUCUUGUUCAUACAUCAUUUUUCUUGGUCAUCCUUUUUUGUUCUCCUUCAUCCUUUUUUGUUCUUCUUCAUCCUCUUUUUUCAUUCAUCCUUUUUGUUCUUGUUUAUACUUCAGAUUUUCUUGUUCAUCCUUUUUUCUCGUUCAUCCUUUUUUGUUCUCCUUCAUCAUUUUUUGCUUUUGUUCAUUCUCUUUUUUCUAGUCCAUCCUUUUUGUUUAUUCUUCUUGUUUAUUUUUUUAGUUUCCGUUCAUCCUUUUUUUUCUCCCUCUUUUUUCUCGUUCAUCCUUUUUUGUUCUCAUUCACCCCUUUUUGAUGUUGUUCAGCCUCUUUUUUCUCGUUCAUCCUUUUUUGUUCUCGUUCAUCCUUUUUUGUUCUCGUUCAUCCUCUUUUGUCUAUUCCCGUUCAUCAUUUUUGUUCUUGUUCGUCCUUUUGUUCUCCUUUAUACUUUUUUGUUCUUGUUCAUCAUUUUUCUUUCCUUGUUCAUCCUUUUUUUUUCAGGUUCAUCGUUUUCAGUUCUUAUUCGUCAUUUUUCUUUCCUUGUUCAUCCCUUUUUACUCGUUCAUCAUCUUUUGUUCCCGUCCAUCCUUUUUUUUUAUUCUCGUUCAUCUUUUUGUUCUUGUUCAUCCUUUUUCUUCUCUUCUCGUUCAUCCUUUUUUGUUCUCGCCCAUCCUUUCUUACUGUUCUCGUUCAUGCUUUUUUUCUCGUUCAUCCUUUUUUGUUCUCGUUCAUCCUUUUUGGUUGUUGUUCAUCCUCUUUUUUUCGUUUAUCCUUUUUUGUUCUCGUUCAUCCUUUUUGGUUGUUGUUCAUCCUCUUUUUUUCGUUUAUCCUUUUUUGUUCUCGUUCAUCCUUUUUGGUUGUUGUUCAUCCUCUUUUUUCAUCCUUUUUUUGUUCUCGUUCAUCCUUUUUGGUUGUUGUUCAUCCUCUUUUUUUCGUUUAUCCUUUUUUGUUCUCGUUCAUCCUUUUUGGUUGUUGUUCAUCCUCUUUUUUUUCGUUUAUCCUUUUUGUUCUCGUUCAUCCUUUUGGUUGUUGUUCAUCCUCUUUUUUCGUUUAUCCUUUUUUGUUCUCGUUCAUCCUUUUUGGUUCAUCCUUUUUUUUCGUUUAUCCUUUUUUGUUCUCGUUCAUCCUUUUUGGUUGUUGUUCAUCCUCUUUUUUAUAGUUCAUCCGAUUUAGGUCUUGUUCAUCCUUUUUUGUUCUUGUUCAUCCUUUUUUUCUCGUUUAUACUUUUUUGUUAUUGUUCAUCCUUUUGUUUUGCAUCCUUUUUUCUUCUUGUCCGUUUUUGUUCUCGUUCAUUCCUUUUUUUCUCGUACAUACUUUUUUGUUCUCGUUCAUUCUCUUUAGUUCUCAUUUAUUUUUAUUUUUUUCGUUCUUGUUCAUCAUUUUUUGUUCUCGGUCAUCUUAUUUGUUUUUGUUCAUCCUUUUUAGUUCCAGUUCAUCUAUUUUUAUUCUGGUUCAUCCUUUUUUGUUCUCGUUCUUUUUUGUACUUCAUCCAGUUUUUUUUGUUUUGUUUUUUUCUACCUUUUUUGUUCUUGUUCAUCAUUUUUUGUUCUUGUUUAUCCUUCUUUGUUCUUGUUCAUCUAUUUUUUGUCGUUCAUCCUGUUUUCUAUUUCUUCAUUCUGUUUUGUCCUCGGUCUUCAUUUUUUUGUUCUUGUUCAUCCUUUUUUUUCUCGUUCAUUCCUUUUUCUCGUUCAUUCUUUUUAGUUCUCGUUCAUCUUUUUUGUUCUUGUUCAUCUUGUUCGUUCUUUUUUUCUUCUCGUUCAUACUUAUUUGUUCCUGUUCAUCUUUUUUUCUCGUACGUCCUUUUUUGUACUCGUUCAUCCUUUUUUGUUCCCGUUCUUCCUUUUUGUUCUUGUUCAUCAUUUUUUGUUCUUGGUCAUCGUUUUUUCUCGUUCAUCCAUUUUUGUUCUUGUUCUUCCUUUUUAAUUCUCGUUCAUCUUUUUUUGUUCUCGUUCAUCCUUUUCUGUUCUUGUUCAUCCUUUCUUUUCUCGUUCAUCCUUUUUUCUCGUUCAUCCUUUUUUCUCGUUCAUCCUUUUUUGUUUUUGUUCAUCUUUUUUUUCUCGUUCAUUCUUUUUUCUCGAUCAUCCUUUUUUCUCUCAUUCAUCCUUUUUUGUUCUCGUUCAUCCUCUUUUUUCUCAUUCAUCCUUUUUAGUUGUCGUUUAUCCUUUUUAGUUCUUGUUCAUCCUUCUUUGUUCCUGUUCAUGCCUUUUUUCUCGCUCGUCCUUUUUUGUUCUCGUUCAUCCUUUUUUUUUCUUUCUUCCAUUUUUAUUCUUGUUCAUAAAUUUUUGUUCUUGUUCAUCCUUUUUUAUUUUUUUCAUCCUUUUUGUUCUCGUUCAACUUUUUUUAUUCUCUCUCGUUCUUCCUUUUUUUCUCGUUCAUCCUUUUUUUUUCUUGUUCAUCCUUUUUUGUUCCCGUUCAUUCUUUUUUUUUUUUUUUGUUCUUGUUCAUUCUGA
Messenger RNA from Acanthosepion pharaonis, 3399 nucleotides. NCBI's taxonomy places the organism in Eukaryota, Metazoa, Mollusca, Cephalopoda, Sepiida, Sepiidae. The record is from the annotation of a GenBank genome assembly.